Messenger RNA from Clupea harengus (Atlantic herring), 1526 nucleotides. It is a transcript of the gene micu3b, whose product is annotated as mitochondrial calcium uptake 3b. Gene Ontology annotation, molecular function: calcium ion binding. Gene Ontology annotation, biological process: mitochondrial calcium ion homeostasis; calcium import into the mitochondrion. The record is from RefSeq and is a predicted model, not a curated record. NCBI's taxonomy places the organism in Eukaryota, Metazoa, Chordata, Actinopteri, Clupeiformes, Clupeidae. Gene Ontology annotation, cellular component: uniplex complex.
UGGAGUUAACCAGCGCUCUAUUCCCGCUUAUGUAGUCGUUUGAAACUGACCUGAAGUCUACUUCUCGCGAGGUGUGAGCAUAAAUAACCUUAGUGCUGCGAUGGCUACUUUGAGUAGACUCGGUCUUGUACUCAGGAACUGUGCAACUAAUAUCACCCACGUGUUCCAACGCUGUAAAAAGACGAAAACAGGUGUAUUUGAAACGGGAUUAUGCUUUGUUCUUGGGGGCGCUGUAGCUUACUACUGUUAUGACCAUGCUGGACAUGGCAGGACACUUUGUAGUGGCCAGGCUUUGGCUCCCCUGCUGCAAACAGUAGCUGCCAAAGAAAAGCCGAAGAGAGUUGAUGAGGAUGAGGAAGAGGAGGAGCACAUAUCAGCCCGCGAGGAGAGGUUCCGCCUGUUCAGCUCGGUGGAGUGUGAGGGGCAGCUUUAUAUGACCCCCCUCAACUUCCUCGAGUCGGUCUCAACCGACCCCCCCAAGAACAAGAAAAAGUGGAAAUCCUUUUCAAGACAGGAAUUGGAACAGGUGCUGUCAGACACACCACCUGUUGGAAAGGGAACCUCCACACUUUUCAGAAACUUUCAUGACAAAGGCAUCAUCACUUACACAGAGUAUCUCUUUCUACUUUGCAUUUUAACAAAACCUCUCUCUGGCUUCAAAAUAGCCUUCAAUAUGUUUGAUGCUGAUGGAAAUGAACUUGUGGACAAAAAAGAAUUUUUGGUGCUUGAGGAUAUUUUCCGGAAGAAAACCGACAAAAAGGAAAGAAGUGAGGAAUCCGAGAAGGCUGCACAGCUACUUGUGGAAGAGAAGAUGACCAACACAACACUGCUGGUGCAUUUCUUUGGAGAGGAUGGAAAAGGCGAGCUACACUUUGAUCAUUUCUACAGCUUCAUGGACAACCUGCAGACAGAGGUGCUUGAGAUCGAGUUCCUCAGCCACUCCAAGGGCUUGCCCACCAUCAGCGUGGAGGAUUUCGCCCAGGUCCUCCUGCGCUACACCACCGUAGAUAACGUCAGCAGCUACAUGGAGAAUGUGCAACAGAAUUUUCCUGAUGACAAGGGAAUUGUCUUUGAAGAGUUCAGAUCUUUCUUCCAAUUUCUCAACAAUUUGGAGGAUUUUGUACUUGCCAUGCAGAUGUUCAACUUUGCCAGUCGUUCAGUGGGGCAAGAUGAGUUCUCCCGAGCCGUGUACGUGGCUACAGGCUUGAAGCUCAGCAAGCACCUGGUGAACACAGUAUUCAAAAUCUUUGAUGUUGACCACGAUGAAAAGCUGAGCUACAAGGAGUUCAUUGGCAUCAUGAAGGACCGACGGCAGAGAGGUUCUUUGCGCAACAGAGCUUAUCGCCGAUUCACAUCAUUCAAGUCAUGUUUGAGGAAGGAGCUCUCCAACAAAUAGUUGGGAAGUGUCCAGUGCCCUGUGACUCCUGUGUCUGGGUUCUGCCUCUCUGCCUUGAGGAGGAGGUUCGAUUGAAGGGAGGAUCUCAUGUUGAAGACUGUGAAGUGCAUCUUGCAGUAAUCUUAACUGC